Molecule: messenger RNA, 1872 nt
Organism: Trypanosoma grayi
Lineage: Eukaryota; Euglenozoa; Kinetoplastea; Trypanosomatida; Trypanosomatidae
Exons: 1
Coding region: 1-1872 (623 amino acids)
Source: RefSeq, a predicted model, not a curated record
AUGGACUUCAUGAUAAUUGAUGAUACCGAAGUAAAUUUCAAUGCACUCCUUCCGUAUUACGGUAUGGGUGUAUUAUUUGCACCCAAUCUUCCGAGUGGCAUCGCAGCUUCCGACUACAUGAUGGUGCGCUCUUUCAAUGACUGCCAGUACACCACAACAACCUGCACUGACACUGUUGGGUGCCACAGAAUGACGCGACCCGCGCAUCUUCCCCCUCCUGGCAAAUACUGGCUUUGUCUGACCUCAAAUGGCUGGAACUCCCAAUACCUUCUGUGGGGUGUGGAAUCUCUUGAGGUGAAGGUGCUGUUGGCCACGCCGCUGUACUUGACAGCUGGUACAGACAGAAAAGUCGUGCUGCAGGAUGCGGAGUCUGUGGUCAGUGUGCCGGGGCGUGUUUUCCUGGCGCCAUGCCCUGGCAACAACUGCCCCCUUGUGACUACUGGCAGUGGGGAAGAGGUGGUGCACCGUGAUGCGUGUGUGAACACCUCCGUCUCGUCGCGGGUGUACCUGUCCGACCUCCGUGUGCUCUCUGCAGAAGCAGGCGUGUACGCUGUGUGUGUCGAUGAUGGUGGUGAUGGAGAGUACACUGCUCCCGCUGCGCUGCCGGUGACGGUGCUGGAGAAACCGUUUGCCUUCAAGAUAGCUUCUGACACGGACAAGAACACUGUUAAUAUUGGUGUUGGGGGCGGUGACCUCAAGUGGCGCAGAGAGCCGUACACUGUGUGCGCUGUGCCGCAGAGUGACACUUGUGAUUCCGUGUCUGCUGGGCCUCGUAUGUGCGUGAAUAGUGAGUUGCCGUGGUCAUCAUCUGUGUUUAUGAAUCUCACCGGCAGGGGUAUGUUUGUUAAGGAUAUGAGGUUCUGCUUCAUUGCAGCCAACGUGACGAUCGGAGGACGCACCUACACACAGAUGCAGAAUAUGUUAGAGGAUGACUGUGAGCCGACCACAAGAUUGUCCGCUGGAGCCAUUGCCGGGGUUGUUAUUGCCGGCAUCGUUUUAUUAAUUGUUCUGGUUGCCGCUGUGGUGUAUGUGUUGCAUCAGCAACGAAAGAACCGAAGAGUGUCGCUGGACUCUGGCACACGACCCUCGCCGGCGGUGCCACACUCUGUGCAGAAGAAAUCAAAUCCCCUGACAACUGUUUCUGUUGGUACUUCCCCGCACACACACCCACCCACGCCUGUUCCUCCCCAAGGCGAUGGUGCUGCCCAGGUGCCUGUUGCUGAGCAGCCCAGCAACACAGCGGAGCGGCACAUGGACCCCACAAAUAUACCAGAGGUGAUGGACGGGAAUUCAGUUCCUUUGGUAGAUACACAAGAGGGCGAUGCGACAAAUACAACAGGAAUUAUUGCAGCUGCCAAUAAUAGCAGGCGUGACAACAAUGCGGAGAAGGUGCCGAUGGCUGAUAUUAUUUGUGAGGGUCCCUCUAAUGAAAAUGUGCUGGGGAGGACAACAGAGAAUGCUGAGGUUUUUCACACCAUUCUACCGAAUAGUGGGGACGGUGGCGUUCUUCAAACAGCUGCUACUUUUCCUGAACGCAAAGCGACCGAAGAAAUACCUAAUGAAUUGUCUGUCGAAAGACCACGCGUGGAGCGCCAAUCAGUAAGUGUGUCGCAGGCUCCCUCUCCUCCCAGUGCGAAAUGUGGGGCGCCAGAAGGCGCAUCCUACCUCCCACUGACGGAAGAAAACUUGUCUUUCUUUCGUCCGGAGAAGAUGGUAAUCACCCACCCUUUUGAAUUGCUUAGGGGACUGGAGGAGUGUGGGGAGAACUACCCCGAGUGGGCCGAUGUUUUUUACCAGAAGUGCUUGGAUGAGGAGAGGAGGAAUCAUCAGCGUAUACAAGAUUGGCUGAAAACGCAGGUAAAGAAGGCAUGA